AUGAGAUUUUGGGUUAUAACACCGGUAACCUAUUUGAUCGAUCCCAUCGUCGACAAAUACACAAUUCUCAGCACAUGGGCCAAGCUUGUUUCUAUUGGUUUUGGGUAUGUGGACCCGAAGAUUCGAGGUUCAAGUGUAAGAGGAUGGGGAAUACAGGCAGACUUAGAUAGACAAUCUAAGGGAGUCUUAAACUUAAGAGCUUUGGCGGGAAGCCGAUUUAGGAGAUACACGGAGGUUGCAACUGCCCCCGGCCAGAAAGAUUUAGAUAAAAAUUGUACGUAUACUUCGAAACAUUUCUCUUCAAUAUUCUAUCAAGACUUAAAGAAUAUGGAAGGUAGAGAAUAUUGGAUGUACAAUAGUAGCGUCGUGCGUACUUCCGAAAUAUAUACGAAAGGCGUUUCUACUUUUCUUAAGGUUGCUGAAGCUAAUCGGAGGAAUGUUGGCUCCAAAGAGAUUUGGUGUCCUUGUAUGAAGUAUCAUUUGCUUGCAAAUGGUUUUAUGCCUAAUUACACUUGUUGGUCAAAACAUGGGGAAUCACGGAUUGAUGGUGCCACAACAUCGACUAAUAUAGACAAUGAGGAUAAUGAAAAUCUCUUAUAUGAUGGCAAUUUAAACGUUGAUGAUUUAAAUGAUGACGAUUUAAAUGGUGACGACUUAACUGAUGACACUUUAAAUGAUAAAAACUUAGAUGACAUGUUUAAGGAUUUAGAGAAUGAUAUCGACGAUGAUGAUUAUAUAAAAUUACAACAUCUAAUUGAAGAUGCACAAAAACCAUUAUACAGCGAUUGUUGUGUGAGUGAUGCGUCGGGUGGAUCUAAUAUUGAAUACCCAUCUAUUAAGGAACCCACCUUUUGUGAGUUGUUAUACACGCAUCCUUCCAAAAGAGAAAAAAUAGUUGGUACAGCAUAUCUUCAUCCUAAUUCGACUAGGAUUAUACAUAACGGGCCAAUGGCUGAUGGUUAUGUGAAAAUCGAAGUAAUUGAAAUAUAUCCCGAAUACAAGAAAAUGUCGCUUCCUGAACUUUCAUGCUACGAGGAACUUGAAGAUUAUGGUGAUGCCAUUGGUCAUUUCAUUCAGUGGCCACUUUCUUCUAUAAAGCUUUCAAACAUAGAGGCAACUCAUCAUAUUCCAACCAUGAUACAACCAGCUCAUGAAAACACAUGUUAUUCACCAGAGUUUGAGGAUGUCACCGAACAAUAUCAAAUUCAUGAAAAUCAUCAAAUUGAUAUGACAAUGGUCGAAAAUGUUAGCGAUGAGUUUCUAUUUGGCCCGCAUGAUGUUUCAAUUGAACAUGACGUUGACGGAUCAGAAGAACUGGAUAUGAUGUUUUCGGAACCUGUUGAACAAACUCAAGCUUCAACGAUGUCAAAGGAACAAAAAAGAAUACAAGAGGCCUUGUGGAAUAUCGAACAUUUGCGCCCUAAAAGUAUAAAAUCAUUGGCCGAACGAUUAAGAAAACACUAUGGCGGCGAGACGAGCAUUCAACUUAAGUGUCCUACUGGGAUGUAUCCCACUACCGAUUCCAGUCACUCAUAUGACUACGUCGAAUAUGAGGGGGUGUUGCAGUUUUUAGCAAACGGAUUGCUUGAUGCCAGCUUCAUACAUUGGUGUCAAAUGUAA
Molecule: messenger RNA, 1620 nt
Organism: Helianthus annuus (common sunflower)
Lineage: Eukaryota; Viridiplantae; Streptophyta; Magnoliopsida; Asterales; Asteraceae
Exons: 11
Coding region: 1-1620 (539 amino acids)
Source: RefSeq, a predicted model, not a curated record